Messenger RNA from Budorcas taxicolor (takin), 1989 nucleotides. It is a transcript of the gene C3H1orf216, whose product is annotated as chromosome 3 C1orf216 homolog. The record is from RefSeq and is a predicted model, not a curated record. The transcript has 2 exons. Lineage: Eukaryota; Metazoa; Chordata; Mammalia; Artiodactyla; Bovidae. Bases 103 to 783 code for a protein of 226 amino acids.
CCAGGCCGAGGGAUCACCUCCCCAGUCCCAAGGGAGCAGUUCCUGCCGCGGGGACCUAGCCACCGGAGCCAGCCGGGCGGGGCGGCGCCUCCAGGCCACCAGAUGUUCGCCAUCCAGCAAGGGGUAGCUGAGGGAGGUCAGUUCCUGGGGGGCCCGCCUCCUGGAGUAUGUCCACCCGAACUUCAACCAGACAGCAACUCCAACUUCAUGAGUGCCAAGGACGCCAAUGAGAAUUGGCACGGGAUGCCAGGCCAAGUGGAGCCCGUACUAUUGAGGAGCUCCUCUGAGUUGUCCUCUGACAACCAGGAUUUCCAGGCUCCUGGACUCCCUGAGGGGGAGAUCCGCAGCCCACCGGAGGGGGCAGAGAUUCCUGGAGCUGGGCCUGAGAAGACGGGUGGUGCCAGCACAGUCUGCUCCCCGCUGGAGGACAAUGGCUAUGCCAGCAGCUCCCUGAGCGUUGACAGCCCUAGCUGCAGCCCUGAGUCUGCCUGUGGGACGCCUCCUGGCCCUCCAGGCCACCUUCUGCCCUCGGUGGCCCAGGCCGUGCAGCAGCUGCAGGCUCAGGAGCGCUACAAAGAGCAGGAGAAGGAGAAGCACCACACGCACUUGGUGAUGUACCGCCGCCUGGCCCUGCUCCAGUGGAUCCGGGGCCUGCAGCACCAGUUGGUCGACCAGCAGGCCCGUCUGCAGGAGAGCUUUGACACCAUUCUAGAUAACCGGAAGGAGCUUAUCCGCUGUCUCCAACAGAGGGCAGUACCAUCCAGGCGCCAGGACCAAGACUAAGGGUGUCUCUGUACAGGGGUGCAAGGGUUUCUGUAUAUAUUUGCAGACAUAUGUGUGGUUCUGCACAAACAAGUACAGAUCAUUUGCUGAUAUAAGUGCAGGGAAGCAUAAAUGAGUGUGUCAGUGCUAACAUGUAGGCAGGUGUGCACAGGCCACAUGUGAAUCUGCACCUGUGCAUCAGUAUGUGUGCGGUGUGGACACAGAAGCCUCUGUGUGCCUAUGUACAUAUGUGUAUGUAUAGUAUGUAUGUUGUUCUUGUUUAGUUGCUAAGUCGUGUCCUGCUUUUUUGUGACCCUGUGGACUGUAGCAUACCAGGUUCCUGUGUCCAUGGGAUUUCCCAGGUAAGAAUACUGGAGUGGGUUGCCAUCUCCUUCUCCAAGGGAUCUUCCUGACCCAGGGAUUGAGCCUAUGUCUCAUGUAUUGGCAGGUGGAUUCUUUACCAUAUGAGCCAGCAGGGAAGCCCAUAGUAUAUAUGUAGGAGGAAGUAAAUUUGUAUAUAUAUGCAUGGGUGGGUACCCCAUGGUGUGUAUCUAUGUGCAUGAGUGAGGAUAGAUAUGCAAAAGAUGUGUGUUUACAUAUGAGUGAGUUUGAGUGUGCAGAUUUCUGGUGGGUAUUUGUGAUUGAGCCCUCGUGUGUACAGCCUAUGUGUAGGGGUACAUGUGUGCAUGGGAUAUGCAUAUUAGGAGCAUGUAUGUUCAAUUGUAUAUGUAAGGCAUCCAUCCAUACCUUCUGUUACCCGUGGUCUACACUAGCCUUUUGUCUACACAGGGUCCCACUGUUCCCUGGAGAAAAGGCUAGCCUGUUCUCAUUUAUCUGAAGGUUGUGGUUGAUCCAUUCUCUUGGAAUUUCUCAGGCUAACUCUCUUGAUCCCUCACUUUCACUCCUCCUAGACCUCGCUCUGCUAAGGCUGCUGUCCCUGAUGGUGGAUUUGCUGCUCUGGCCUGCCAUGGCCUUUUGGCUGCAAUUUUGCGAGGGCAAUUGGUGGAGAACUGAUAUCAGGGAAGAGAGCUAGGAUGGUGAUUGACACCGUGGCAGGCAUGGGGGUGAGAUCAGAGGAGAAGAUAGGGGACUGUCCUGCUUGAAUUCUGCCAUUGGGCGCAUGGGAGAUGGAGAUGGAGGAGAUGACAAUGGCAGAAUCCUGAGAAGACUGGGAGAAUAGGAAUUCUAAAACACCAGUUCCAAACGAAUCACACCCCUCCACUGCAG